Linum tenue is the source of this 1002-nucleotide messenger RNA. Lineage: Eukaryota; Viridiplantae; Streptophyta; Magnoliopsida; Malpighiales; Linaceae. The record is from the annotation of a GenBank genome assembly.
ACGGAAUGGGCGAAGCAUAUCGGAGAUGUCUUCGAUCUGGACCUUCCUCAACUGAUUCCGUCGAUUCUCCGGAUCCCUGAAUCGGUCAAGGCCUCUGAUCCCCAAUCCUUCUCUCCCCAGAUGGUGGGUCUCGGACCCUUUCACCAUUUCCAGGCUCCACUCUGGGAAUUGACGGCCACGAAGCGCCGCUUCAUCCAACAGGGCCUGCGGCGGCUCUCAGGCUUCGACGACUUCCGUGCUUUCACCGGCGAGGUGGUGGCGCCCCUGCUUCCGCUCAUCCGGGCACAAUACGGCGACGCGACACGCAUCCUCGACAUAAGCGAUUCGGCUCUCGGGUCCCUCAUAGCAAUUGAUUGCCUGUUCCUGUUGGAACUAUUGCUGUUCACGGCCGGUUCUUCUGAAUCUUGCUCGGCGGAAGUAGAGUCCGAGAAAUCGAGCCGGCUGGGAUCCCUUCUGAUGAACGAUGCCCUGAUGCUGGAAAACCAGAUCCCCUUAUUUUGGCUCAUGGAUCGCGCAUGUUGCCAGCUUGAUUUGGCUCGCGUUUGUGACCGAAUUUCUCCCAUCAAAUUGCAGCAGGCCGCGCCGGAGGAUUGCCGCCGCCUCCCUGGGCAUUUGUUGGAGUACUUGUACUUCCGGAUAGUUGGCGCCGCUUCGACAACCAGUUCAUCGGAACAGUCUUCCCAUUCGAGCCCCGUUGCCUGGAUAAUGGAAACGGUCCCUGCUGGGUUGCUGAUCGGGCAAAUAUCUAAUGGAGGCGACAACGGUGAAGCGAUUGACGUGUUGAAGUUUGCCGCCAAAAAAGCAGGUGGUAGCUGGUUGGGUGGCGCGUUGUCCUGGUGCCUCGACCUGGGGAUUUUUAAGUUCCUCAACCGAUAUCUACAAGAAGAGGAGGCUUUGAUCCCUACCGCUUCCCAGCUGGCUCGUGGCCUCGGCGUGAAAUUCCUCUGCAGACCCAACCCGUCGGAAGGUAGGAUAAUUACGAUCAGCUUCGACAAACAGGGG